Messenger RNA from Pangasianodon hypophthalmus (striped catfish), 4636 nucleotides. RefSeq names its product integrin alpha-X. Lineage: Eukaryota; Metazoa; Chordata; Actinopteri; Siluriformes; Pangasiidae. Gene Ontology annotation, cellular component: integrin complex; external side of plasma membrane. The transcript has 30 exons. The coding region runs from base 189 to 3695 and encodes 1168 amino acids. The record is from RefSeq and is a predicted model, not a curated record. Gene Ontology annotation, biological process: cell adhesion mediated by integrin; cell-matrix adhesion; integrin-mediated signaling pathway. Gene Ontology annotation, molecular function: integrin binding.
ACACACACACACACACACACACACACAGUUUCUCUCUCUCGCUACACUUUCAUACAGCUUCAGUUCGACUGCAGAUAUGUGGUUGAAGAAUUUCACUUUAACCAUUUGUGGAUAAUUGUAAAGUUCAGUUAUUUUAUAAACUGUGUGUAACGCCUGGAUUUUCUCACAAUUCUGUUUUUCAAUUAGUGAUGGAGAAAUUAAGACUGUUAAACAAUCGUCAACUUAAUUUGUGGCACCUUUACAAUGCUCUGCUCCUCAUUGUUCCGUUUGCUGUUGGUUUUAACCUCGACACUGAACAUCCCAGAAUUUUUAAAGCUCCGAAUGACAUUUCAGCAUUUGGUUACCAGGUUUGUCACUUUGGAUCUGGCAGUGUGCUAGUAACAGAUCCUCUCUAUAAUAAUGGCACAGGUAGUGUGUAUAGGUGCGUGUAUCAGGAUGAUCAGUGUGUUCAGCUCCCUAUUGAAGUCCAGUCAAAUGGAGCAUUUGGACUUUCCCUUGCUUGCACUGAACAUCGUGCCAUGGUGUGUAGUGCUCGUGUGCAGCAAGAGUGUGAAGGGUUUCAUUAUUUGCAUGGUGUGUGUGUGGAGCUCAAUGUCUCUCUCACACACUCUCACACACACAAACCUGUUUUCCAAGAAUGUCAUGAGAUUCCUCCACUUGAUGCAGUGAUUCUGUUUGAUGACUCUCUGAGUAUUUCAAGUGAAGAUUUCAGGAAAAUGAUCAAUUUCAUCAAAGAUGUAAUUAGAUCAUUCACCAACCCACGAUCACAGGUGGCUGUAGCAAAGUUCUCCUCUCGAGUCUCUGCAGUGUUUCAAUUUGAGAAUUUUGCUGCAGAUAGAAACGCAGAUAAUCUGAUGUCAGGAAUCACACAUAGUAAAGGAAACACACACACACCUUCAGCCAUACGCUUCGUACUAGAGGAGAUGUUCCAGGAGAAAGUUGGAAUGAGAAACAACUCCCAGAAGCUGCUGGUUGUGGUCACAGAUGGAAAAUCCAAUGAUAAAAAUGACAACUUCAGCUCUGUGAUCGCUCUGGCCAAUAAGAGAGGAGUGACCCGAUUUGCCAUCGGGGUGGGUAACGAGUACUCUCGAGAGGAAUUGGAACAGAUUGCUACGGAACCUCGUUAUGUGUUUGAGACACCAAGUUUCAGUUCUCUUUCCUCUAUUGUCUCACAGCUCACUGAGAGGAUCUUCAGCAUUGAAGGUACAAACGUGGGGAACUCAAGUUCAAUCCAGCUUGAACUCUCACAGGGAGGAUUCAGUGUUGCACUUUCUGAGGAGGUGAGUGUGUUUGGUGCAGUGGGAACAUUCUCCUGGUCAGGUGGUUUGGAGGAGAAAAUUCCAGAAUUGAACGCUUCAUUCAUCAACGCAUCGACUGUGAAAGACAUGGAUAACUCCUACCUGGGUUACUCAGUUGCCAUGGCAACAGUCUUGGGGAGUCGUGUUUACUUUGCUGGUGCUCCAAGACACAAACACACAGGUGCCGUGUUUGGAUUCACACAGGACGCACACAAACAGUGGAGUGUCACACACACUGCUCACGGGACUCAGCUGGGGUCGUAUUUCGGGGCGGAGCUAUGUGUGCUGUAUGGGGAUGACAUUGUGUUGUUAGCAGUUGGUGCGCCGAUGUUUUACACUGCUGGAUUUGGAGGAGAAGUUCAAAUCUGCUCUGUGGAGACAGGAGCACUAAACUGUUCGGGGGCGUUGAGGGGGUCAGUGGGGCAUACGGACGGCCGAUUUGGUUCUGCCCUCGCAGGUCUACAGGACCUGAAUGAAGACAGUGUGAUGGAGCUGGCAGUGGGAGCACCAAAUGAAGAGCAGGGCAAGGGGGCCAUUUACAUCUUCACUAGUUACAGGGGGGGCUUCAGACCCAAACACACACAGAGGGUGGGCGGUGCAGCAGUUGGGUAUGCGCUGCAGUAUUUUGGUUUGUCUCUUCACUCUGUGGGAGAUUUGAGCUCAGAUGGACUUCCUGAUCUGGUGGUUGGAUCCAAAGGAGCUGCUACGGUACUCAGGACACAGCCAGUUAUAUGUGUACCUGUGUCAAUCACACUGGAUCCACCAGUCAUAGCCCAGAACUUCUUUCACUGCUCCGCCCCUUACAGCCUCAACACUCCUAUCGCAAAGGCAACCUUGUGUCUUAAGCUAAGAGAGGUCUCCAGAGGAACCAUACAAGGUCCUCUCCAUGCCACUGUAUCUGUCUUUCUGGAGUUAGAUUCGGGCUCCACAUCUCCUCGUCUUUUCUUCUACCCAAUGUCCAGCAUUUCACAUUGGAAUACAACUCUUAGUAACAAGUCUGUGUGCCACACUUUCCCCAUCACCAUCCAGAGGUGUAUAUCAGACUACCAGGAUGUUCCUCUCUCAGGGAGACUCACAGUUAGAGGACAGACAGUGGGACUCACACAAGGCCUGAGACCCGUUGUGCACCCUGACUGUCCAAACACACACACCAUCACACACACGGUGUUACUGGAGAAGGUGUGUGGUGAAGAUCAUGUGUGCGUGUCGGACCUCAGUGUGUCUCUUCAAGUCAGCAGGAACAUGGUAGUUAAUAUAGAGGGUUUCAGAGUGAAUGUGUCUGUGGUGGUGGUUAAUGAAGGAGAAGAUGCCUCAGGCACAGAGCUGUGCUUCGUUCAUCCCUCGGUCCUGUCAUUCACUCGCAUCAGUCUGGUGGAGUCUGUUGGCUACAUUGAGUGUUCGUCCUAUGAAACAGGUGUGAUGAACCUCACACACACAAUGUGCAGACACGGCUUCACCAUCUUCAGACAGAGAGCCAAGAUGGUGUUCAUCAUGUCAUUCCAGUUGUCUGAUCCAGCAGCUCUCGGGGACCAAGUUGACGUGAAUGUGACAGUUAAAAGUAAGAAUGAGAAUCCAGGAACUCUGCAUGACAACAGCGCGAGGGUGUCAAUGCCCGUUAAACAACUCGUCCACUUCCUGCUGAGAGACGGUGGCUCCACACAAUAUGUCCGUUACAAUAACUCUGCUUUACUCCAGCACACAUAUGAGUUGACCAAUAAAGGUGUUCUCUGUACUCCAGUCAGUGUGGUGUUUGUGUUGCCAUUGGAGACAACCUCUGGUUUAUUAUGGGAUGUUUCUCCUCCUGAAAUUAAUGUCACUGAAGCAAAGUGUGAAAAGCCAAAGUUGCUGAAAAAAGACAACACUUCAUACUACAGUCAGAACUGCAGAGGCUCCAGAUGUCAUCUGAUUGGCUGCUCUGUUGGCCUAUUAACCACAGACCAGCCAGUCACAUUUAGCUUUACUGGAAAAAUUAACACACAGACAAAGGUGGACAAUGUUCGGGUGGAGAGUUGGGGUUUGGUCUCAUUUGAUCAGAAUCGAUACACACAGUACCUCAAUGAGGAAGAUUUACUGCGUUCAAUUGUAACAGUGGUAGAAUCUCCUUCUCAGCUUCAGACCACACUGAUUGCCUCUCUGUCUGUGUUGUUUGGUGUGUUAGUGAUGAUGUUCAUCUUCAUGGUGUUGUAUAAGGUUGGGUUCUUUAAAUCUAUAUCUUUUGAAAAUACUGCUCAGGAGGCUGGUGGACCGACAACGAUCUCUACAGAGGAGAAUGACUCCAACACACAGGCUGAAAACACCGAUGGACAAACAGCAGCCAGCAAAACACACACAGAAAAUCCCAACAAAUCCAAUAAUUGUAACGCUGCUCAUAUUGUAGAGGAAACAUCAGUUCUGUAGAGUGAAGAAGUGUGUAGGGUUAGGGUUAGAUUACAUUUCUGCAGAGCUGAUCCUACCAGAACAGGUGAAACAAUGGUGGGGGUCACAUCAUUUAAACCAAUGAAAUGAUGUAAACAGAAUCCAACAUGGAGGAGGAAAGAAAUUAAAAUUAAUUUGGCAGAAGUGCAACUUUAAAUGUUUUAUUUUAUAUAAAUAAUACAAAGAAGACCAGACAAAAAUGUGUAUCAUGACUAUAAUUAUUCAUUUUUAAUGUAAACAAACUGUUGAUGAAAAUAUGACAAAAAAAAUAAAUAUUAACAAAUAACAAUGCACUAACAAUGUUUCUUGCAGAAAAAUCUAGAAAGAAUGAGAUUGUUUCAAAAUAAUUCACUCAUAAAGAAUAAAGAAGUAAUAUAGAUAUCAGCAGGAAUGACCUGCUUGAGCUGCGAGAGCUGAGUGAAUGAAAACCAGUAAACUAAAUAUAUAUAUAUAUACAUACAUACACACACACACACAGUACUGUGCAAAAGUCUUAAAAAAUAAUUAAAUCUUUCUAUUUAAAAGUCAUUAUCUGGUGUGACGACCCGUUUUUUUUUCUUUUUUCUUAAAUAGUAGACCCAGGUGCAGUGUGUGCAGUGUUGUAAGGAAAUGAGCUGUAAGUGUUAUUGAGCAUCUUGCAGAAGCAGCCACAGUUCUUCUGGAGACUUUGACUGUUUUUUUGCACUUGCUUCUUUUUUCUGCAGCAAAACUCAGCAGCCUUCAUUAUGUUUUUUUGUCUGAACUGUGCUCUCUUAUGUAAUAUGUUGCUUUCUUUACUGACAUACAAACAUUCAUCUGUAACAUUAUUUUUUGGCAAAGUAAUGUUUGGAACCCUAAAAGGUUUUUGUACUCAGUAAUGCAGAAUUCAUAAAAUAAAUAUCUAUAACAAAUUGUACUAAAAAAAAUAGGGUUCCUAAAACUUU